AUGUCAUCCAAGUCCAAGAAAGAUCUCGAGGAAGUCACCGACAAGGUCUCUGAAAUGGGAGUCGAGGAUGGAGGUAAAAAAUUAUCACACAAAGAAAAAAAGAAACUUAAAAAACAGCAGGAGUAUGAGAAAAAUCUGGAGAUGCUUACUAAAGUUGGUGGUCAGGGGCACAGUGAUCUAGACUCGAAUUUCACCGUGUCGCAGAGUGAAACUCUCACCCGCGGUGCUCAGUUAUUGGAGCAUGCUGUUGAUAUUAAAGUUGAAAAUUUUAGUAUAGCUGCUAAAGGAAAACAAUUGUUUACUGAUGCUACUUUGCUGAUAGCACAGGGAAGACGUUAUGGUCUUGUUGGUCCUAAUGGACAUGGUAAGACAACAUUACUGCGUCACAUAGCAAAUAGAGCAUUUAAUAUUCCACCGAAUAUUGAUGUACUUUAUUGUGAACAAGAAGUUGUUGCCGAUGAAAUGCCAGCUGUUGAGGUUGUACUUAAUGCUGAUGUUAAGUGUAAAUCAUUGCAAAAAGAAUGUAAAGAAUUGGAGCUUAAAGCUGAAACUAACAGUGAUGAAGCUAUUCAAGCACGGUUACAAGAGGUUUAUGAAGAGUUGAAAGCAAUAGGAGCCGAUUCAGCAGAACCACGUGCGCGCAGAAUUUUAGCUGGUCUAGGAUUCAGUAAAGCAAUGCAAAACCGCCCGACCAAAAACUUCUCCGGAGGAUGGCGGAUGCGUGUCUCACUAGCUCGUGCCCUGUUUGUUGAACCAACACUCUUGCUACUGGAUGAACCGACAAAUCAUUUAGAUCUAAACGCUGUAAUUUGGUUGGAUAACUACCUGCAAAGCUGGAAAAAAACACUGCUCAUCGUGUCUCACGACCAAAGUUUCUUGGACAACGUUUGCACGGAUAUCAUCCACUUGGAUCAAGAGAAAUUAUUUUACUACAAGGGAAAUUACACGUUGUUUAAAAAAAUGUACGAGACUAAGUGGAAGGAGGCGAUGAAGCUGUACGAGAAGCAGGAAAAGCGACUGAAAGAGAUGAAAGCUUCAGGACAGAGUAAGAAACAAGCGGAAAAGAAACAGAAGGAAGCUCUGACGAGGAAACAAGAAAAGAAUAGAACUAAAAUGCAGAAACAAGAAGAAGAUACUGGACCGCAGGAACUUUUGCAGAAGCCACGGGAGUAUGUUGUCAAAUUUAGUUUUCCUGAUCCACCACCACUUCAACCUCCAAUUCUCGGACUUCAUAAUGUAUCCUUUGGCUACGACACAGAAAAAUUAUUGUUCAAAGAUGUUGAUUUUGGUAUCGACUUGAAUUCACGUGUUGCUAUCGUUGGUCCCAAUGGUGUAGGAAAGUCAACGUUUUUAAAAUUAUUACUAGGUGAAUUAACUCCGUUACAAGGUGACCUUAUUCGUAAUCAUCGAUUGCGUAUCGGUCGUUUCGAUCAACAUUCAGGAGAGCAUUUAACUGCGGAAGAAACACCGUCAGAAUAUUUGAUGCGUUUGUUCAAUUUGCCUUAUGAAAAAGCUAGAAAACAAUUAGGAACAUUUGGACUGAGCUCCCACGCACAUACCAUCAAGAUGAAAGACUUGUCUGGUGGGCAAAAAGCGCGUGUUGCCUUAGCUGAGUUGUGUCUCAACGCUCCAGAUGUUGUAAUUCUCGAUGAACCGACGAACAAUCUUGAUAUCGAAUCAAUUGACGCACUAGCGCACGCGAUAAAUGGGUACAAAGGCGGUGUCAUUAUUGUGUCUCACGACGAACGGCUGAUCCGUGACACUGAGUGUUGUCUUUAUGUUAUCGAAAACCAGAAUAUCUUUGAAGUCGACGGUGACUUUGACGAUUACAGGAAAGAGUUGCUUGAAAGCUUGGGUGAAAUUAUCAAUAAUCCUAGUAUAGCAGCUAAUGCUGCUGUUGCUCAAUGACCUAACGUUCACCCGACCUAGUCGUUAUAAAUUCAUUUCUAUGCAUAAUUAUAUUCAAGAGAGUAAUUACAGCUUAGUUGACUUUUUUUAUAAUGGUUGAUUUUUUAUUUAAUUUUGUAUAAUUGACGGAUGAUAGCGGGGAAUUUAUAUGAUGUUGAAAUCACCAGACAUUUUAUAGUUUUUUAAAUUUUUAUAACAAAUCAAUUAUGAUAAAAAAAAUAUUUUUAACAAUUCGCAAUUACAAUUUUU
Cotesia congregata is the source of this 2157-nucleotide messenger RNA. NCBI's taxonomy places the organism in Eukaryota, Metazoa, Arthropoda, Insecta, Hymenoptera, Braconidae. The record is from the annotation of a GenBank genome assembly.